Pseudoliparis swirei is the source of this 1068-nucleotide messenger RNA. RefSeq names its product sterile alpha motif domain-containing protein 9-like. Bases 259 to 1068 code for a protein of 269 amino acids. NCBI's taxonomy places the organism in Eukaryota, Metazoa, Chordata, Actinopteri, Perciformes, Liparidae. Gene Ontology annotation, cellular component: cytoplasm. Gene Ontology annotation, molecular function: protein binding. The record is from RefSeq and is a predicted model, not a curated record. The transcript has 3 exons.
GCCAAGCAUUUUUCCAGAUGUCAUCGUUUUUUGCCUUGUCUCCACCUCAGCCUCACUGCCAGACCUUUUGGAUGUGUGACCUCUGCCUGCCCACAGAUUUGCUUUUGCCUAAUACAUCAACUUUUUCUCAUUGAAACUCAGAGAUUUCUGGGUUUAUCUGCUUCGGAGUCCUCCCCAUGCCGCCGCACAAGAUGUGGGGGUGUUGGCAAUCGGGGUGAAGACGACACAGAAGGUUGAUCCGAACUGAGACGCUCAACAAUGGAGCUGCCGACCUCUGUGGGAAAAUGGACCAAGGAAGACGUCCGCCUGUGGCUGAUGACAGUGGUCAAAGUUCAUGAAACUUAUGCCAACAUUUUCUUUGAAGAGGAAGUGUCUGGAGACAUGUUAGUUUACUUUGAAAAAAAAGACAUAUUGGACUUGGGAAUACAUCAUGGUCCAGCUGUAAAAAUCACAUCUUAUCUAGAAAGUUUGAAAGAAGGAUCGGAAUAUGAAUCACAGUUCCCAGCAUAUGUGAAAAACUGGACAAAAGAACAAGUGAACCAGUGGUUACAGCAGCAUCUUAGGGUGUAUAUCAAAUAUGCAGAACGACUCCAAGAGGAAGAUGUGUCUGGAGAUUGCAUUGUUUGCUUCAAAAAGCAGGAUUUUUUGGAUCUGGCUUUGAAAAAUGGUCCUGCUGUGAAGAUUCUGGCAGAACUUCGUCAGCUGAAGAUGAAACCAGAGCCAACACUGCAACCAGUCCUUCACAACAGCACAGACCCAAGAGAAUCUCCAAAACCCACUCAACCUGAACUAGUUCUGUCUCAGGACAUAGCAAUCAAACAACCAGAUUCAUGUCAUGAAAUUGAAUCAAAAACUGACAACAUAUUAGUAAAGGAAUCUGAAAAGGUUCAGCUGCCAUUCCAAAAGGUUUCAGAGAAAGAGGGAAUCUAUCAGCCACAAUACUUGGGGGCCAGGAGAAAAGGAGCUAUAAUGGUAAAAUCUGUUUUGGAGUAUAUUCAUUCUUACCACAGUCCCACCAAAGAGCACUGUGGAAAUCCAGAAAAUUCUGGACGACCUUUCAGAAGAUAA